AUGGAAGCUAAAUCAUUUAACCUGCUGUCAGAAGAAUAUGACGACAUAGAAUAUCUCGAACUAUUUGGUAGUGAGUAUCUGGCCCUAGAUAGUGAAUACCAGACAGAAGUCUCUCUUCAGAAAAUCGCGAAGAUAGAAUCACCGAGGGCAACCAUGAAAGCAAAAGCGAAGUACGAAAGGGAAGUAGCCGCGAAGCUCACAAAGUACUCGCUUGAACCAACCUACAACAUACCUGCUUCAGUACGGGCGAUCCCAACUCAGCCUAUCAAACCCGACGCAGCAGUGAACAAAAUCAACCAGCCAACCACCAGCACUGCAGAAUUCAACAGAACUACUAGUGCCGGUAAACAGACCACGGGUGCUUCCGAAGUGUCAAUCAGCCAGCCGCCAACAACUGAGGAAGACACGCCGCCAGUCAAAAGCAACAACCAGCGUCGCAGGGAGAAAUAUAAAGAAAACAGAAAACACAUCCGUCAACAACGAAAACUUAAAAAAUGA
This is a messenger RNA of Macrosiphum euphorbiae (potato aphid), 498 nucleotides long. NCBI's taxonomy places the organism in Eukaryota, Metazoa, Arthropoda, Insecta, Hemiptera, Aphididae. The record is from the annotation of a GenBank genome assembly.